CCUUUAUAUUAUAUAUUAUAUAUUUACUCGCUCUUGCAUUUAAACAACCGAUUGCCCUCGUUUCAAUUUACUCUGCCGAUUUAAGCAGCACGCCAUUCCCGAAUCGCUGACAACCGAAAACUAAAGUCGAAAAUGUCGCUUAUGCAAUAUAACGGUUCGGCCGUUGUGGCGAUGGUCGGCAAGGACUGCGUGGCAAUUGCAGCCGAUAAGCGCCUUGGAAUGCAGGCGCUCACAGUGGACACGGACUUUCAAAAGGUGUUUCGCAUGACAGAUCGCACAUACAUUGGGCUGCCUGGGUUGGCUACCGACGUGAAGACGCUGCACGACACCCUGCGCAUGCGCGUCAACCUUUACAAACACCGCGAGCAGCGGGUGAUUGAGCCAAAGACCUUUUCACACUUGGUGUCACACAUGCUCUACGAACGCCGGUUUGGGCCGUACUACGUCGAGCCCAUCAUUGCCGGCCUGGACAAGGAUAACAAACCGUACAUUUGCGGCAUGGAUCUUAUUGGCUGUCUGGAGUUUGCCCAGGACUUUGCUGUCGCUGGAACUGCCGAUAGCAAUCUUUUCGGCAUGUGUGAGUCGCUGUGGGAGCCCGAUCUCUCGCCGGAGGACUUGUUUGAGACUAUCUCACAGGCACUUCUCAAUGCCGUCGAUCGCGACGCGCUGAGCGGCUGGGGCGCCGUGGUACACAUCAUCACUCCCGAGGGCGUCAUUACGCGGGACAUCAAGGGCCGCAUGGACUAAUUUUUUAUUUUAUGUUACAGUUGAGGCACAUGAUGUCGCGUAAACAAACAUGCUGCUGCAUCACUGAAAUUAAUUGACUAUGCGCAUGGCAAUCAAAGUAAUGAUGAGGUCCUAUUAUAGCUUAUUUAUGCCCUGAGAGCAUAUAAAAGGAGUGGCUGGCGGGCAGCCAUGAA
Molecule: messenger RNA, 920 nt
Organism: Kickxella alabastrina
Lineage: Eukaryota; Fungi; Kickxellomycota; Kickxellomycetes; Kickxellales; Kickxellaceae
Product: nucleophile aminohydrolase
Exons: 2
Coding region: 133-747 (204 amino acids)
Biological process (GO): proteasome-mediated ubiquitin-dependent protein catabolic process
Cellular component (GO): proteasome core complex; proteasome core complex, beta-subunit complex
Source: RefSeq, a predicted model, not a curated record